Messenger RNA from Cutaneotrichosporon cavernicola, 996 nucleotides. RefSeq lists its product as uncharacterized. Bases 1 to 996 code for a protein of 331 amino acids. Lineage: Eukaryota; Fungi; Basidiomycota; Tremellomycetes; Trichosporonales; Trichosporonaceae. The record is from RefSeq and is a predicted model, not a curated record. Gene Ontology annotation, molecular function: phosphate transmembrane transporter activity. Gene Ontology annotation, cellular component: mitochondrial inner membrane. Gene Ontology annotation, biological process: mitochondrial phosphate ion transmembrane transport. The transcript has 3 exons.
AUGCCGUACCAGUUCAACCCCCUCUUCAACCCCUCGGCCAAGUUCUACGCGCCGGCGGCCACCGAGGCCAAGGACGCCAAGGCCCCCCCCACUGGUGCUGACCUCUACGCUCGCUUCGCCGUUGCCGGUGCUCUUGGCUGUGCCAUCACCCACGGUGCUCUCACCCCCGUCGAUGUCGUCAAGACUCGUAUCCAGCUCUCGCCCGAGAUCUACAACAAGGGUAUGAUCAACGCCUUCCGCCAGAUCAUCUCGUCUGAGGGUGUCGGUGCUCUUCUUACUGGUCUCGGCCCCACCGUUGUCGGUUACGCCAUCCAGGGUGCCUUCAAGUUCGGUGGUUACGAGUUCUGGAAGAAGCAGGCCAUCGACUACUUCGGUGUCGAGAAGGCCUCGCAGAACCGCCAGGCUAUCUACCUCGGUGCCUCGGGUAUCGCCGAGUUCUUCGCCGACAUUGCCCUCUGCCCCCUUGAGGCCACCCGUAUCCGUCUCGUCUCGCAGCCCACCUUCGCGUCGGGUCUCGCCUCGGGCUUCCUCCGCAUCCUCCGCGAGGAGGGCCCCGGUGCCUUCUACGCCGGCUUCGGCCCCAUUCUCUUCAAGCAGAUCCCGUACACCAUGGCCAAGUUCGCCGUCUACGAGAUCUCGGUUGAGAAGAUCCUCCAGCUUACGAAGAAGAAGAAGGAGGACCUCACCAACGGCCAGACCACCGGCCUCAACCUCGUCUCCGGUCUCAUCGCCGGUAUGGCCGCCGCCGUCAUCUCGCAGCCCGCCGACACCCUCCUCUCCAAGAUCAACAAGACCAAGGGCGAGCCCGGACAGAGCACCACCUCGCGUCUCAUCUCGAUGUCCAAGCAGCUCGGUCUCAAGGGUCUCUACACCGGCAUGACUGCCCGUCUUGUUAUGAUCGGUACUCUUACUGCCGGCCAGUUCCUUAUCUACGGCGACAUCAAGCGCCUGCUCAACGCUACCGGCGGCGUCGAGAUCGCUGCUGUCCCCAAGUAA